GCUAAAAUGUCGGUGGAAGACUCCUGGGUUUUCGAUUCGCUCGUGUGCUUCCUGCACGGGCCCAUUUGGAAUGCUCCGCUCCAGACGUUCAUAGAGCAAAAGUCCUUAGUCUUCGAUCCCAACCAGCAGUUGGAUGAGAACAAUCCGGACAUACUGCAGAUACACGAGGAAUACAAGAAUCUGGUGGACUACAUGCUGGGCAGCUUCAUGGAGGAGAUGCAGAUAUCACCGGAGCAGUUCGAAAUGGCCUGUCUGGAGGGUAGGCAGCAGGGUCAGGGCGAGAAUCCCUUUCAUUUCCACCAGGUGCUUUUCCAGCAGAUAUGGGCCGCCAACGAUCUGAAGAUAUUCAUACGCAUGAUGACGCAACGCAACGUGGAACUACAGUUGCAGGCCCUGGAUCUCAUAGAGAAAAAUCAAUUAGCCCAUGGUGGCGCCGAGGAGGGGGACGACCGCAGUGCGGACGCGAGCUCGGAUCCAGGGGAUACCGCCUCCGAGGUGGAGCAAAUGAUAGCCAAGACGGUGUCUGACGAACUGGAGAGCCCCGAAGCGGCUCCAGAGCAGGAGCCCAAUCUGGAGCUGGUCAACGACAAGUUCCAGCGCCUGAAUCUGUUCUUCGAGCAGGAGGAUCGCGUGGACCCCAGUGAUGUAGUCUCGCGGCAGGAGUACCUGCGCCAACAGCGUGACAAGAUUGUGGAGAUAAAGAAGCAGACGCGUGCAAAGCAACUGCAGGAGACCAUGUCCCGAGGUACUCCACAUGCACCGGAAGGAGCGCGUCCCAGCUCCGCGUUGGUGGCCCAACAGCUUCUCGAGAACGGCGGCCAGACUAAGGAGCUCUCGAUGCCGGCGCCACUGGAAGCUGAGGAGAACGCUGCCCUGCAACUCAGACGCAAUCUUGCCAAGCGCUUGCGCAGCGAAGUGGUUGAGCAGAAGUGAAAGAAAAAGAACGCACUUUUUUCCCUACUAUUCCCAUUUAUUGCAGAUGCUCAGCCAGGAUUAACAACGUGCAUUAGGUAAUGUGGCAUGCAGACUAGUUCGGUUGGUUGAUGCACGGUGUGUGUCGUAUGUUGUACUUGUAACGCCUCCUCUCGUCCAUGUCCACAAACAGCCAACGCAUAGACUGAUUGUUUGUGGGCAUGAUCGAGCGGAUCUAUCAAUUUCCAUUACGCUAUUCCUCAAAAUAAACAUAUUGCUAGUGAAGUGUUUCUCAGAAAACGA
Molecule: messenger RNA, 1215 nt
Organism: Drosophila sechellia
Lineage: Eukaryota; Metazoa; Arthropoda; Insecta; Diptera; Drosophilidae
Product: cilia- and flagella-associated protein 36
Exons: 4
Coding region: 7-933 (308 amino acids)
Cellular component (GO): axoneme; ciliary base
Source: RefSeq, a predicted model, not a curated record